UGGGCCUGGCAGGUGAUGAGGGCCAGCUCUCACCCAAACCAAGAGUCGUGGUUCUCCACUGAUAGCACCCAAGGAUCUGUGCUGAGGGUGGCCAGCACAGAACCCCCAUCGUGGGGCGCCUGGUAAAUCCCCUUGCACAACUACUGAAUUAUCUGACGUGGAUGAACCUCAGAGCCAGUGAACUAGGACUUUGGCUUCAUGUCCAUGGGUCAUGCCAGCGGGUCACAUUUCCUCUCUGAACCUCCCUCCAAGCCACACUGUACGCAUGAAGGGAAAGGGACAAGGCUUCACAAGAAACAGCACAUGCUUUCCUUUCAUUUCUGGAAGUCCCUGGGUCGACCUACAGAUGCUGCUCCUUCCGUGGCCGAUGGCAUUCAGACUCCUCGCCGCUGCCGACGGUGCCAGGCAAACAACUGGACAGCACAGCUCAGCUACGGGAAGCUGGCCACAAUCUCGGCCGGAGCAGCAGCCCCCGGGCCCCAGACCACCUCUGCCACCACUGCCCGGAGCCUUCCCCCCUCCCUCAGGCUUGUCCCGGCCCCGCCAGAGGGGCUGAAGAACUGGGAGGUGGUGGCAGCAGCCGCCGUGGUGCCUGUAGCCUUGAGCCCGGUCCAGGCACGUGGGGCCCUGCUUCGGGCCACUCUGCAGCCCCUCCGGGGCCAGCGAGGGAUCCGGGCCAGCCCCAGCGGCGCCGCUCACCACUGUCUCCUCCUGUCGCUGCAGCUUGGGCAAGGGCUCGAGAUGGAAGCCGCCACUCUUGAGCUGAGUCCGCAGGCCAGACUGAGGGAGGUGGGCGACCGGGGGAGCAGAGCUCAAGAUAGCCAGGAGCUGAAGCAGCAGCUGCCACUGCUGCCCAGGCCACCGGCCUCCUCCCAGCGAGAGGCAAAGUAUGUGGAGAUGUGUGCUUCUGCCGCAGCCUCAGGGGUGAGUCCCCGCACCGGGAGACUCACUCUGGAUCACCGCCCGGGCGAGCAGAGGACCCCUAGGAGUCCCAGGGAAGAAGCCCAAGAGGAACGGAGCAGUCAAGAGAGGAAGGCUCUGACCCCCCAGAAGAAUCCUGCUGCCUUGGAACUCUCCAGAUCCCAGCUCUCCCGCACCGAUGAGCACAGCAACCUCUCAUCUUCCUCCUCCUCCUCCCCAGUGGACAAAGCAGAAGAAGGUGGCGUUUCCAAGAUGGAUGAUACCACCACAUCAGCAGGGGCUCUGGCCACCUCGUCUUCGUCUUUAGGCUUUGAGAGUGACAGUGGUGAGAGUGCCCUGAGCUGCCAGCCCAGGGGAGGAGGAGAAGGGGGAAGAGCAGGAGGAGGAGGAGGGGCAGACAGAGGGGGGGGAGGAGGAGAGGGAGAUGGAACAGAGUGCAGGGACAUUAUUGCCAAGUCUCAGGGCAGCAGGGACCCCCCCAAAAAUGAGGAGGCUCACUACAUUACCACCCACGAGAUCCAGCUGAGCGAGGUGGAGCAGGACAUGGAUUUUGACGUGGGACUGGCCUCCCGCUGGGAUUUCGAGGACAACAACGUGAUCUACUCAUUUGUGGACUAUGCUUCCUUUGGUGGCAGCGACGAGACCCCAGGGGAUGUCACCACCCCGACUGAAGAGGACGACGACAACAGCUGCUACCUCAGCACCACUCCAAGCACCCAUGCCACUCAGACUCCAAGCCCCACCAGCAGUGACCCAGCCCGUCCCAAUGCAGACAGCAGUGGUCGCCACACCAGCAGCACAGAAGUGGGCAGCAGCCCCUCUGACAGUGACCCCACUCCCCCACCCACUGGGCCUGGCACUGCCACCCUAAGUGAGCCCUUGCCUGAGCCCCCGGAGGCAGCUUCAGGGGCAGCAGCCGUGGCCGCCAGCAGCUGUGGGAGUGCAGCAAGCCAGAUCCUCCUAUCAAUCAAACCGACUUCCCGGGCUAUAAAUGAGCCUAGCAACGUGCGUGCAAAGCAAAACAUUAUUUAUGCUGCCAAGCAUGAAGGCGACAUGAGCCUCCGCGUCUCUACAGCUGCUGAACACAAUUCAAGUUCACUGAAGCAAGACCCGGCUGCAGCCGUGGCUCAGGACCAUGCAAAGAAAUUCAUCGCUGUCCCUGCUCGCCUGCAAACCCGGUGCGGGGCCAUCCGGGCAAAGGAGCUGGUGGACUACUCCAGCGGGGCCUCCAGUGCCGUGAGUGAACUGGACGAUGCAGACAAGGAGGUGCGCAACCUGACCUCCCGGGCCUUCCGGAGCCUUGCCUACCCCUACUUUGAGGCCCUGAACAUCAGCUCCCGGGAGUCCUCCACACUCUCCGAGGUUGGCUUUGGGCGGUGGUCGACGUUCCUGGAUUUAAAAUGUGGGGGUGUCGGAGCCAGGGUGGAGCAGAGCCUCCUGAGGAGUAGUGCGGCCUCCGUGGCUGCAGGUCUGAGGAAGGGCAGUGGGGCCAGGACGACUGCAGACCAGCUCUACAUCCAGUCCAGGAAGUCCCAGACCAAAGCCUUGGAGUUCGUGGUCAGCAAAGUCGAGGGGGAAAUCAAACAUGUGGAGACACCUCUGUGUUUCCAGAAACAGGUCCAGACGGGUUCCCGCGUGGUCACCCUCCUCGAGCCCCUGAAUUUCCGCAGCGAGAGCAAAGCCAGCUCAGCCACUGGGCCCUGCAGAACCGCCAAAGGCUCCGGCAAGGGCCCUGGGUCGGUGUACACAGACGAUGGCUCGGAGGCCUCUGAGAGCAGCAAGCCCGCCUCCCGCGCCGAAGGCCCCCAGAAGAAGUCCAAGUUUGCUUCCAGUCUGCUCAAAAAUGUCAUCUCCAAGAAGAUGCAGCGGGAACACGAGUUCAAAAUGGAGAGGGGAGAAGUCACUGACACGUCCCACCAUAACCCCUCCAGCACCUCCAAGGAGACGGAGGGCCCAGCCCGGGGGGAGAAGCCACGGGAGAGAGGCCUGCAGAGGCAGAGUUCUCGCCACUCAGAGGCCGGCUCUGAGUACACGGUGGUCAGCGUGUCCGACGCAGGUGCUGAGGGCUCCGUGGCAGAGUCUAAAUCGCCAAUUUUCAAAGCCAGUGCUCCUCGGGAGAGCAGUGCUGCCUCGGGUCGAAAUUUCGCAGAUGGACGCACUGAGGAAGUCUGUGAAAUCAAAAAGAGUGCAUGCGAGACCGUCAAAGGCAUCUUCCUCCGCAGUCAGAACAGCGCAUUCCGUUCCUGGAAAGAGAAGGAGGCCGAGAAGCGGGAAGAAAAGGCCCCCGUUGGGAAGCUGAAGCUUCCCAAAGGGGGCGACUGGAGGGCUGAUCUUGGAGAGAUCUCUGCCAGCAAGUCCACCAUCAUGUCGCGCCUCUUUGUCCCCAACAUCCAGCAGACCCCCAAGGACAAGCAGCCGGGGAAGCAGGCCACCAAGUACCCUGCCGCCCAAGCCACCUCCACGGCAGUGAUCCGGCCCAAGGCUCCCGAAAUCAAGAUCCGGCUGGGGAGUGUGCAACAGCCGAGCUCGGACUUCAACAUUGCCAAACUGCUCACGCCCAAAUUGGCCAGUGGCAGCGCCUCUAACCUCUUCAAGACAGUUGAGGACAACAGCAGGGCGCAGCAGAAGCUCUUCCGGGGAGACAACCUGGAAAAAGUGCCCCAGUUCCAGGUGAGAGACGUCAGAGACAAGUCCAAGGCCCAAGGCCCCCUCCAUCAGGUGAGAGAUGUCAGGAAACUAAUCAAAGGGUCCGGGGACAGCAGUGACAAGGGCAGUGUUACCCCAGAGCAGGGGCUGACCGGGCCCAAACCCAGGCAGCUGGCUGCGGCAGGGGGCGGAUCCAGAUCCCUUUCCCCCAUAGUGAUUACGUGCCAGGCGGUGGUUAACCCGAGGGAAGAGAGCAUGGACCGAGAGCCGAGGGAGAACGUAGGCCCUGGGGGCAGCACCAGGUUCUUGAAUUCGUCCUCGCCAGAAGGGACAGUCUUGGUUCACAGGGCGUCUGGCAGGCUGCCUGUGGCCACCAUUGCCCCCAAUAAGCCUGAGCAGGGCUCCUACCUGCCUGUGCUCAAGAUCGUCUCUAAGGCUUCUGCUCAGAAGACCCCAGAAAAGGCCAAGGAAGAGGAGGUCAAGGAGGAAGGGAAAGCCCCAAAGACUUCUCGGAACGCCCUGGAGAAGCUGACGGCUGCCGUGAGGUCCAUGGAAGAGCUGUACAGCUUCAACAGGAACGAGUGGAAGCGCAAAAGCGACCCCCUGCCCAUGAUGAUGGACAGCCAUGUCCUGUCGCUCAUUGCCAGUGAGGAGAGGGAAGGGGCUGCAGGGGCGGAGGGGGACCCAGACAAGCUGGCCAAACGACUGGGUGAGGUGGAGGAGCGGGGCACCGGAAACAAGGGAGGCGUGGUGCUGCGGGGGGGUCCGCUGGAGCGUCUGCAGCGGAGGAACUCCAACCCAAGUGCUGAGAGCGUGUCUGCCCGGGCAGCCGCCUUCGAGAACAUGGCCAGGGAAAGACCUCGAUCCCUCUAUAUCCCCCCAGUCCACAAGGAUGUGGAGAGAACUCAACCCCUGCAGCCCCUCCCACCCCUCCCCAGCAACCGAAAUGUGUUCACGGUGAGUACCAGCAGCACCCAGAAAACUGGGGGUGUCGCUGGCAAGUUUCCCCAAGGGCCUUCUCCAGAGAGUCCUUCGGCGGCAAAGGGCAUCAAAACCCAGGGACUCCGGUCCCUCAAGAUCUCUCCGGCCACUCGGGCACCUCCUGAUGAGGUGACCACUAGGAAAAACAGCAGCAAUUUGGAAAAGAACAAUAGCGACUGUGAGAAUUACCUGUCCAUCCCCCUUAAAGGAAGCUCUUCAGCGGGAGAACUUCCUGGCAGGCCCGGGGCUGGGAGGGAGGGGCCCCCAGCUCCCGCAGCCCCCUCAGCGGCCACUCUCUGCAGCUUGCCCCCUCUGAGCGCCCGCAGCCAGGUCCCCAGCAAUCCCAAAGGCUCUCAGGUCAGUGGAACCAGCCGGCCAGCUUGGCGUACCAAACCCGACACCCCCAGGGAGACAGUAGCUGCCGCCACAGGGCCACAGAGCCCGGAGCAUCUCCCCACUGCCAUCUACCACCAGCAGCCGCUGCCUUUCGCCCUGCAGGGAGCCCAGCCCCAGGUCCUGUGCUUCUCCCCACCCAGCAUGCCUGCCGCAGCACCUGCAGGCCCAGCUUCAGUCCCCACAGACCCCUUCCAGCAGCCACAGCCCCAGCAGACCCAGCGCAAGAUGCUCCUGGAUGUGACUACCGGCCAGUACUAUCUGGUGGACACACCAGUACAGCCCAUGACCCGAAGACUGUUUGACCCUGAGACAGGGCAGUAUGUGGAUGUACCCAUGCCUUCCCAGCAGCAGGCUGUGGCUCCCAUGUCCCUCCCUGUGCCUCCCUUGGCCCUGAGCCCUGGGGCCUAUGGACCCACCUACAUGAUCUACCCUGGGUUUCUCCCCACGGUGCUGCCCGCCAAUGCCCUGCAGCCCACGCCGAUUGCUCACACUCCAGGGGGAAGCGAGCUCUCCUCCAUGGCAGCAGACCCCCCUGGCAAAGAGGCAGCUGCGACAUUCACUGAGGCCCCAUACUUCAUGGCCUCUGGUCAGUCUCCUGCUUCCUCUUCCUCCUCGGCCCCGGCAGCCACAUCCCAGCUUGUGGGGGCCAAAGGCUUCACCCAGCUGCACGGCAAGCCCGUCAUCAGCAUCACUUCGCAACCCCUGGGGCCCAGGAUCAUUGCCCCCCCUUCCUUUGAUGGCACCACCAUGAGCUUUGUGGUAGAACACAGAUGAUGCACCAUCACCAGAGAGCAGAACGGAGCAGCUGCUGGAGCAAGACAGAAGAUGGACUAUUCUAUAAUCGGAAGGUUGCGUCGUAGCAACACUAAGAAUUCAGCUGAAAAACUUCCUCUACAUGUGUUAUUCUUAGGUUUUGCUUCUUAUAAACCAAGUGUGUAAGUUUCUAUAUUUUCCUGAACAACCCUGUUAAGACAGUUUGUGUUAUUUUGGUGUUACUAAGCUGAGUGAAUGGUUGCAGUUUUUCCCCUGUAAAAGGAUUUCUUUUUAUACUUUAAUACAGAAGACAAACUUUCUCUUCCUCUUUCCCUCCUGUACUCAUGACUAGGCAAACCAUCCCUUCAGUGUUCUCAUAGUUCAAUCAAAACACACAGAAUGAGAUUGGUUCUUUUGUAAAGCGUGCCGGCAGAUCAAUAAUUUGGAUCACAGUUCUUCUUAGAGCUUCUCGGAAUAUGUGAGGAUCAGAUGGCAGAGUUGGAACACAUGUUCGAUUUUAAAUACAAGGGGUCUGCAUUUUGAAUCCUAUACCAGCCAAGCCUAGUCAUUCCCUCGGUUACGUUCUACAUGUUCUUUUAUUGGGCUUAGCAUGAUUUCAAAUGUGAUUGUGAAAAUUAGUGGUUUUAACACUCUCUGUUGCCUUCACGCAGAAUGGCUUGAAACACUGAAGAGCCAGUGAUUGUGUUUAAAAUUAAGUUCUUAGUCUCAGAAAGGUAUGAAAUACCUCUUUUCCUCUAGGAAUCCAACUUUGUUAUGAGUGGAUAGCCUUUGUUGGUCUUCCCUCCCUCUGUAGUUGCAUGUUCCUCUCUCACUGAUUGUUUGGAGCCCGAGGAGUGGCCUGUUUGGGGCGGGCGGCAGAGUGGAAUGUACAUUGAUUCAGUGGUCCUGAUUCUCUCCAGCUCCCGCCAUACCGAGAGCAAGGACUAGGACUGUAUCACUUGCUCUUUAUGGGCUUACGAUGCAUCAAGAAUCCAAAUCACAGAAUCUUUCAGCGACUUUCAAUACUGCCUCAGUUGUAACUCAAUUCUGAAGGUUAUUUUAGUGAGUGUUUAGUGAGUCUUGAAGAGUUGAUUGAACAGAUAAAUAUUUAGAUUGUCAUCAUUAAUAAGUGUGUCAACAUAUAUUCAACAAAUGACACAUUAGAAUAUUUCUUAUUUUUAAAGAGAGAAUAACUUGAAGGUUCUCCCAGACUUUCUUUAAGGAAUCUCAUCUUAUCUAUUUAUUUAUUCGAAGACAAGGCAUCCUGGUAAAUUUAUUUUAGAUCCUUAUUUUGAUUUUAAUGAUCAUCAGUCUUUGGCUUCUGCCAAAAAUUUAAAAAAUUAAAAAAACACUUUUUUUUCUUGAAACCACUGCAUUUUAUGCUACUCACAACUGAAGAUGUGAGUAAAAAUCCAAGAUUGGUUUUUAUAUGAUUUAUGUAAUCUCAUUACUUUGUAGUUAGGCUUCCUAUAUCAAUCUCCUUUUGGAAAAAUAACUCGAUUUCACUUUUAGGGCCUUUCUUAAAGGGAUCUUGCUCCAGAAAGAAAUACUGUUGGGUAGAAGAAAAAGUUCAAGGCAGGCGUAGUCAGCUCUGGUCACAAUUCAAUUAAUGCCCUGAUAAGUGGCAAAAUGAAGUGCAAAAUAUAAAACAGCCUCUGUGCAUAGACAAGAUGCCCUUGUCCCGUAUUGAGGAAAGCCUUAGUCCUUGGCCACAGAGGUCUUCUCACCUAGGUACAGCAGCCGCUUCACCCCAGAACUAACUAUAUUUUUCACCAUCAGAGAGCUCUUACAGCAUCAGCCGUUCCUCGUUUCCUGUAGAGACUGGCUGGGUAGAAGGUCACUUAAUAUUAAAGGAAGAAGGUGCGAUCAAUUUCAAAGAUCUCCAACGUGUAAUACUCAAAGCAGCACCAUGAAUUCUCAAGUAUUUGAACACAUCUGGCAAAACUGACUGAGGAAUCGGGUGGAGACAGUACCAGAAUUGACGGGACUGUUUUAAAACCAUGUGUGAUUUUCAGGAAAAGGUUGAUCAUGCUCAUAUCGAGGGAUUGUCAUCAGUGAUCAUACUGAGUAGUCAGCUGCUUGCCAGGUCUUCAAAAAGAGACAUUUCUUUCCUCGCCGAUGUGGUAGAGUUAUUACCUACCAAUGGCCUGGGGAUCCCAGAAGCUAUUUAUCCUUAUUUAUCACCAGCAGAUCUCAGCCUUCAGUUCUCACAUUGAGGUAAACUAGGACAGAAACUAGGAGAAACUGGUACAGAAAAUACCAGAGAGGCCAAAUCCUCUAAGAAGCUGUCGAGGACAUAGGAAAUGUCCAAGGGGUUAAAACUCUAACUUUAAAAAUAAUAUUCUAGGAAUGCCACAUUGUUUAUCGAUAAUUUUAUGGUUCUCUCUUUCAUCAAACCAAAAAAAA
Molecule: messenger RNA, 8103 nt
Organism: Mustela erminea (ermine)
Lineage: Eukaryota; Metazoa; Chordata; Mammalia; Carnivora; Mustelidae
Gene: C2H4orf54
Product: chromosome 2 C4orf54 homolog
Exons: 3
Coding region: 199-5718 (1839 amino acids)
Source: RefSeq, a predicted model, not a curated record